GCGGUUUCAUCUCAAAUCCCAUUUGCUAUUGCACUUGUCCAAUAGCAGGCACCGAGCGCAUUUUAACUCGGGUGGCAUCUUUUUUAUUUCAUCAUUGCAAUCCAGCGCAAGUUUGACGCAGUGAUCUCUGAGCUCUUCCUCUGAUCCUCCUCCGGAACCGUUCCUAUCGUCUCUCCCCCCCUCUCUCCCUCCCUCCCUCUCUCUCUCGCUUAGUCUGGACCUAAAACGAUCAUCUUCUUCAGGAGUUUUCUGUCGCCCUAGAUAAGUUUUCAUGGUGAUCCGGACAUCGCACAGUGAACGGUGAUGGCGGACUCUGGCGCUCAAGAGACUCGCCAGCAUGCAAAAGACUCGCCGUUCUCCAUAAAGAACCUGCUGAACAUCGAAGACAAGCCCACGAAGCCCAAAGGCUUCCUCGGCUCGUCCAAGGGAGCGUUCGAAGGGAGCUUCAUCUCCCGGCUCGGGGACUUGUCUUUCCCUCGAUUUGAGUUGCCCACGCAGAGGAUCGGACUAUCGGCGCAGUAUUUGGAGAGAGCGUCCACCUGGUGGUACCCAUACACGCUCGGCACGCACCUGAGGGCUGGAGUGUCAGCAGGGUCUGAGAAGGUCAACGUGAGAGAAGCAUCGCCGACACCGGACCCGCGCUCCCCGGAUCCCCCAAAAAGCGACCACGACGGCAAAGAGGAAAGCGCCGACGACGACAUCGCGCUGGAUGAAAGUGACUCGGAGGAACCGAAGAAAGGAACCGACCAAGGGGACGACUGGAGGAGGAAAACCGGCGAGCUGGACCCUUCCGACAGGAAGCCCUGCCGGAAGAAGAAGACGCGCACGGUGUUUUCCAGGAGCCAGGUGUUCCAGCUGGAGUCCACCUUCGACGUGAAGCGCUACCUGAGCAGCUCGGAGAGGGCGGGCCUGGCCGCGUCGCUGCACCUGACGGAGACGCAGGUGAAAAUCUGGUUUCAAAAUCGGAGGAAUAAGUGGAAACGGCAGCUGGCCGCGGAGCUGGAGGCGGCCAACCUGAGCCACGCGGCGGCGCAGAGGAUUGUGCGGGUUCCCAUACUUUACCAUGAGAGCGGAGCCACGGAAACGGCCGGGGGCCCCGCGGCCACCUCACCGCCGGGGAGCCAGUCACUGCUGGCUUUCCCCCACCACAUGUACUAUUCCCACCCGGUCCCACUGCUGAGGCACGUUUAACACGGACUGCGUCAUCUGUACAUAUGUUUUUAAAUGAGGGUGACUUUCAUUUGAGAAAAAAAAAUGCAUUUUGUAGAUUUUGUAGAUUCUACGGACAAAAUAGGGUCAUCAUAUUAUUAAUAUUAUUAUUAUUAUUUCCUAUUUAAUCAUCAUGUAUCCUGCUGAAGCGUCGUUGAGCAAGUCCAUAUUGCAGUUACUAUUGGUGUUAUAAGAGUUAUUAUUAUUGUCAUUUUUAUUAUUAUUAUUACGUGGCAUUACUAUUAUUGGUGAAAAUGUUGGAGGCACCACAGUAAGAUAAUUUAAUGUGACUUGUUUUUAAACAGGAUUGACUGUCCUUAAGUAUUUUAAAGACAUUUGUGUCAGUGUUUGUAGGAAAACAUGUUAAAUGUAUUAUUUUUAUUUUUUCCAAUAUUGUGCAAUAAGUUGGCUGCGCAUUACAGGCUGCCACCCUUUGUAAACAUACAAAUAUGUUUCUCUUUGUAUCAGUUCAGACAAUCAUGUGAUCCAGAAAAUCCCGAAAAACUGCAGGUGAUUGGCAUUUGUUUUUAUGACGUGUUUCUCCGGUAAAUUGAAAGCCAUGCAAAGAGCCAAAAAAUAGCCUCUGUUUUUGUCUGUUUUUGUCUGGUUAUUGACAUUGUGUCUAUUAUAUGUUCUCACAGCGAGUAAAAAUUCCGUUCCCAAAGAAAAUGUAUUUUUAUCCAUAAGAGAAUGAUGGUGUACAUGGAAAAUGAAUUGUUCAAUUAAGUCGUGUGAUUAAGAUUCUGAUUUGUAAACAUUUGUGAGCA
Molecule: messenger RNA, 1976 nt
Organism: Gasterosteus aculeatus aculeatus (three-spined stickleback)
Lineage: Eukaryota; Metazoa; Chordata; Actinopteri; Perciformes; Gasterosteidae
Gene: hmx3b
Product: H6 family homeobox 3b
Biological process (GO): regulation of transcription by RNA polymerase II
Cellular component (GO): nucleus
Molecular function (GO): DNA-binding transcription factor activity, RNA polymerase II-specific; RNA polymerase II transcription regulatory region sequence-specific DNA binding
Source: RefSeq, a predicted model, not a curated record